Molecule: messenger RNA, 9632 nt
Organism: Cervus elaphus (red deer)
Lineage: Eukaryota; Metazoa; Chordata; Mammalia; Artiodactyla; Cervidae
Gene: PCDHB15
Product: protocadherin beta 15
Exons: 1
Coding region: 171-2561 (796 amino acids)
Biological process (GO): homophilic cell-cell adhesion
Cellular component (GO): plasma membrane
Molecular function (GO): calcium ion binding
Source: RefSeq, a predicted model, not a curated record
AAGCGAAAAGACUGUAAUGUAAGCAAAGCUCACAACAAGUCUCCAGAAAAUGCUACUCACCGACAUUUCCGGACAGGUUACCAACUGGGAGAACCAUCACAUUCUCAGUCUCAUCGCUCCCUAAAAUAGAGCUGACCCUUGAUCCUGGAAAGGCAUUUGUGGAAGUAAAGAUGGAGGCCGGAGGGGAGCGUUUUCAUCAACAAAGGCAAGUCCUGAUUCUCUUUCUUUUGCUGGGAGUGACUUUUGCAGGCUGGGAAUCCCGUCGCUAUUCCGUGAUGGAGGAAAUAGAGAGCGGCUCGUUUGUGGCCAACCUUGUCAAGGACUUGGGGCUCGGAGUGGGGGAGCUAGCUGCGCGGGAAGCCCGGGUGGUCUCUGAGGAUAACGAACCCCGGUUGCAGCUCGAUCUGCAGACUGGGAAGUUGACAUUAAAUGAGAAACUGGACCGGGAGGAGAUGUGCGGCGCUACAGAUCCAUGUGUAAUGCAUUUUCAAGUGUUACUGAAAAAACCAUUGGGAGUAUUUCGAGCUGAGCUACUGGUGAGAGACAUAAACGAUCAUGCUCCUGAGUUUCCUGAAAGAGAAAUGACUUUGAAAAUCCCAGAGAACUGCCCUCCUGGGUCAGUGUUUCCUCUGAAAAAUGCUCAGGAUUUGGACGUGGGCAACAACAACAUCCAAAACUACAGUAUCAGUCCCAAUUCUUAUUUUCAUGUGUCCACCCGCAAUCGGGGGGAUGGUAGGAAAUACCCAGAGCUGGUGCUGGACAAAGAGCUUGAUCGGGAGAAGCAGGCCUUGCUCAGAUUAACCCUCACAGCGCUGGAUGGCGGCUCUCCGCCUCGAUCUGGUACCACCCAGGUCAGAAUCUUGGUCUUGGAUAUCAAUGACAACGCCCCUGAGUUUGCGCAGGCCCACUACCAGGUGCAGGUCCCGGAGAACAGCCCCGUAGGCGCCCUAGUUGUCAAAGUUUCUGCCCGAGAUUUAGACACUGGGACAAAUGGAGAGGUAUCAUAUUCCCUGCUUUAUAGUUCUCAGGCGAUGAGCCCAACUUUUGAGCUAAACAGCCUUUCGGGAGAAGUUCGACUAAUCAAAAAACUCGAUUUUGAGACAGUAUCCUCAUAUGAUCUGGAUAUAGAUGCAUUUGAUGGCGGGGGCCUUUCUGGAAAAUGCUCUGUCUUCAUUGAGGUGGUGGAUGUUAACGAUAACGCCCCAGAACUAACUAUUUCAUCACUUACCAGCCCCAUUCCUGAAAACUCCCCCGAAACAGAAGUGGCCCUGUUUAGGAUUAGAGACCGAGACUCAGGGAACAACGGAAAGAUGACUUGCUCCAUCCAGGAUGAUCUCCCCUUUAUUCUGAAACCGUCUGAAGAGAAUUUCUACACGCUGGUAACAAAUGGGGCGCUAGACAGAGAAAGCAAAGCUGAGUAUAAUGUCACCAUUACUGUCACCGACUUGGGGACACCGAGGCUGAAAACCGAGCACAACAUAACCGUGCUGGUGGCCGACGUCAACGACAACGCCCCCGCCUUCACCCAGACCUCCUACACCCUGUGGGUCCGCGAGAACAACAGCCCCGCCCUGCACAUCGGCACCGUCAGCGCCACAGACACAGACGCGGGCGCCAACGCCCAGGUCACCUACUCGCUGCUGCCGCCGCCAGACCCGCACCUGCCCCUCGCCUCCCUCGUGUCCAUCAACCCCGACAACGGCCACCUCUUCGCCCUCACGUCCCUGGACUACGAGGCCCUGCGGGCCUUCGAGUUCCGCGUGGGCGCCGCCGACCGCGGCUCGCCCGCGCUCAGCAGCCAGGCGCUGGUGCGCGUGCUCGUGGCGGACGCCAACGACAACGCGCCCUUCGUGCUCUACCCGCUGCAGAACGCCUCGGCGCCCUGCACCGAGCUGGUGCCCAGGGCGGCCGAGCCCGGCUACCUGGUGACCAAGGUGGUGGCGGUGGACGGCGACGCGGGCCAGAACGCCUGGCUGUCGUACCAGCUGCUCAAGGCCACGGAGCCCGGGCUGUUCGGCGUGUGGGCGCACAACGGCGAGGUGCGCACGGCGCGGCUGCUGAGCGAGCGCGACGCGCCCAAGCAGCGGCUGGUGGUGCUGGUCAAGGACAACGGCGAGCCGCCGCUGUCGGCCAGCGUCACACUGCACGUGCUGCUGGUGGACGGCUUCUCGCAGCCCUACCUGCCGCCCCCGGAAGCGGAAGCGGCGGCCGCGGCGCCGGCCGACCCGCUCACCGUCUACCUGGUGGUGGCCUUGGCGUCGGUGUCGUCGCUCUUCCUCUUCUCGGUGCUGGCGUUCGUGGCGGUGCGGCUGUGCAGGAGGGGCGGGGCGGGCUCGGCGGGUCGCUGCCCGGUGCCCGAGGGCCACUUCCCGGGCCACCUGGUGGACGUCAGCGGCACGGGGACCCUGUCCCAGAGCUACCAGUACGAGGUGUGUCUGAUGGGAGGAACUGGGACGAAUGAGUUCAAAUUCUUGAAGCCUGUCUUACCCAGUAGUCUAGAAUCCAACUUUGACAGGAAAUCAGAAGGAAGUCCAACCUUCCAGAAUCGUUUAGGCAUCUGAAACUUCUCCAGCUGCGUACAUUAGUUUUUAUCUCUUACACCUUUCCCUUUUUUAACCUGGUAGUAAUAAUUCUACUCGUCUUUCUUCUUUUCAGAGUUUUUCAUAGUAAUGCUAAUCUUCGUUUUGUUGGCCUGUUUGCCCUAGAAUUAAUUUUCCAAUUAUUGUCAGUAAAAUUUUAUAUCAGGAAAGUUCGUACUACUGGUUAAAUUUUUAGUAUUUAUUUCUAAAUGGUAAUAUGAAAGCCUCUCAGAAUAAAAGUAAUUCUAACUUUUAAAAGUUCUUUUCUCACUGUAUAUAACACGAUGUAAAAAUGUCUGACUUAUUUUAUCAUAUUUCAUUUUUUUAUUACUGGAAGCUUUUUAAGUUUUUGUUAUUUACACAGCUAUGACUUUUCUAUAACGCCUCUUCUGUUUGGAAUGGAAUCAGUUUAUAUUUGUGUGCGUGCUAAGCUUUUUAAGCUUUUGUUAUUUACACAACUAUGACAUUUCUAUAACGCCUCUUCUGUUUGGAAUGGAAUCAGUUUAUAUUUGUGUGCUAUACUAAGUCGCUUCAGUCAUGUCCCACUCUUCUGACCCUAUGGGCUAUACCUGCUAGGUUCUUCUGUUACUUAUGUCCAAUUUUUUCCAAGCUCUGUUUGGAUUUUUGUUUUAUCAGUAGAUAGCAACAUGUAUAAUUUCCUAUUUAUUUCAAAAUCACUCUUGUAAUCAUUGGACUUUCACUUUCAAAUACAUGUUAUCUCAUGAAAGUAUAUCUUUUUCAUCUAUUCUUUCUGUUCUAAUUUAAUGUUGAAGACUUGUAAGUUCUUCCUAUUAUCUAACUGAAGUUAUGAUCCUGUUAAGAGUUUAAUGAUACCCACAAUGACUAAUGAGUUCUCUUUUUAAAAAAUAUAUUUUUAAUUAGAGGAUAAUUAUAAUAUUGUGUUGAUUUCUGCUAUACUGAUGUAUACAUGACUCACCGGUAGGUAUACAUAUGUACCCUCCAUCAUGAAGCUCCCUUCUACCUCCCACCCCCUAGGUUGUCACAGAGCACCGGAUUUGGGUUCCCUGCCAUCAUACAGCAAAUUCCCACUGCCUAUCUGUUUAACAUAUGGUAAUAUAUAUGUUUCAAUGCUACUCUCUCAAAUCAUGCCACCCUCUUCUUCCCCCACUGUGUCCAAAAGUCUGUUCUUUAUGUCUGCAUCUCCUUUGCUGUCCUGCCAAUAAGUUUAUCAAUACCAUCUUUCCAGAUUCUAUUUAUGUGUGUUAAUAUAUGUUAUUUGUUUUUCUGAAUUACUUCACUGUAUAUAAUAGUCUCUAGAUUUAUCCACCUUAUUAGACUGACUCAGAUGUGUUCCUUUUUGUAGUUGAGUAAUAUUCCAUUGUGUAUAUGUACCACAUAUUCUUUAUCCAUUCAUCUGUUGAUGGACAUCUAGGUUGCUCAUAUGUCCUGGCUAUUGUAAUUAGUGCUGCUUUGAACACUGGGAUACACGUGUACCUUGAAUAAAUGUGUCCUUUUCAACUAGGAGUUCUUGUGAAUCUGCAGGCAGUGCAGGAGAUGCAUGUUCAAUCCCUGGGUCAGGAAGAUCCCCUGGAGGAGGAAAUGGCAACCCACUCCAGUAUUCUUGCCUGGAAAAUUCCAUGAGGAGGAGCCUGGCAAGCUACAGACCACAGGAUCAUAAAGAAUCAGACACAACUGAGCACACAUGCAUACACCAUAUAUUCUUAAUGUCAAUAGACAUGACCAAGCAAUACAUUGCCUGCCUGCAACUGUCCCUUGCUAUUACAAACAAAUUCUCAAGUGAGCUCUAAAUUCUGCCCCUAGAGGAGCUAUUGAUGACACAGCAUUCCAGUAUCUGUUUGUCUUUGGAUGAUGACAUUGUUCUGAUUAAUAGGUAAUUUGAAAGGAAAUACAUUGUAGAAUUAACAUUACUUAAGCAAAGAAAACUUAGUAAAGAUAUGUUGGUGAGGGAGUUGAAUGAUUUGAAGAAAUAAUCAACUCUGUUGUCAGGACUCCUCUAUCUCCAGGAACCUGGUGUGGUUGGCAGAGUAAUGGCCCCUUAAAGACAUCCACAUCCUAAUCCCUAGAACCUGUAAAUAUACUGUUGUAUUGCAAUAGGAAAUUAAGGUUCAGAGGUAUUAAGGUUGGUAAUCAGUCUUAAAAUAUGGAGAAUAUCCUAGAUGAUUUGGGUGGGCCUGAUUUAAUCAGUUGAAAGGCCUUAAAAGCAGCUUUGAGUCUUCUUGAGAUGAAGAAAUUCUGACUGUGGGCAGUAGCUUCAGUUGAUGCCCCAGAUUUCCAGCCUUUCCUUUUUAAUUGCCUCCUCUACAGAUUUUGGAUUUGCCUAGCCAGCUCACCCAAUCAAAUAAGUCACUUCCUUGUAAUAAAUCUCUUAACAUGUAUCUCCUGCUGCUUGUUUCUCUGAGUGAACCCUGACUGAUACGGAUUUUGGUUCCUGGAAGUGGAGUCCUGCUGUAACAAAUAACUAAAAACAUGCAAACUGGUUUGGAAUUGAGUGACAGGCAUAGGCUGGAAGAAUUUUGAAGAGCAUGAUGGAAAAGUCUUAGAUUGCUUUGGACAGACUGGUGGUUGAAAUACAAAUGUUAAUAACUCUGCUAGCAAAGAUUCAGAAGGAAGUAAGUUGAGGAAGUAUGGUUGAGAAAACAUACUGCCAUGUAGAGUACCUAAAUCAAAACCUUAGGAGACUUGGUAGUAAUAUGGAUGUUAAAGUCACUAAUGAUGAGGACUCAGAAAGAAAUGAGGAAAAUGUUACUGGAAACUGGAGGAAAGGGAAUCCUUGCUACAUAGUGGCUGAAAACAGGUGAAUUGUGUCCUCCCUUGGAAAUGUGAGAGAAAAAGGACUUGUAAGCAAUGAACUUGGAUAUUUAGCUGAGAUUUCCAGGCAUAGGUUGAAAGUGCAGCCUGAUUUCUUCUUGCUGCUUAUAGUAAAAUGUGAGAAGGAUAAAAUACAUUGAGGAAAGGACUAUUAAGCAAAAAGGAACCAGAAUUUGAUGAUUUGAGAAAUUCUCAGCCUAUUCAGAUUGUAAAAGAUGCUAAAAUUAGGAAAGAAAGCCAAGGAUGUCAUAGGUGUACACUAUUUGUAUUGGGCAUACACACUGAGACAAUACUAUAAUGAGAUGAGAUCUUUGAGGACCUUACAUAUAUUUCUUAUAUGGGGUGUCUGUAAAUCUUUGGGGACCAGAGAGUGGAAUAUGAUAGGGAGAAUAAUGAUCUCACAUAUCUAUGUCCUAAUCUCUGGAACCUGUGAAUAUCUUGUUAUGUGGCAAAGGGGAAUUUAAAUUGCAGAUGGAUUUAAGGUUGAUAAUCAGCUGACCUUAAUAAUAAGAUUACUCUAAAUUAUCCAGGUGGGCUUAGAACCACAAGAACCUUUAAUAAGUGCAAGUGGAAAAAAAAAUAAGUGCAAGUGGGAAGCAGAAAAGUAUCAGAGUAGUAGUAUGUGAAAAACUCUGAACCAGCUAUUACUGAAUUUGAAGACAGAAAGGAGCCACCAGUGAGAGAAUGCAGAUAGCCUCUAGAAUCUAGAAAGACAAGAAAAUGUAUUCUCCCUUGCUUCCAGAAAGGAAUAUAAUUCUACCUUAACUUUAGCCCAGUUUAACUUCAGACCUCCAGAACAGUAAGAUAAUAAAUUUGUGUCAUAAUUUGUUAAUAGUAGCUAUAGAGCUAUACAAAUGGCUAUCAACAGAGCUAUUUCCAAGCCUAUUUUUCUUUGCCUUCCCCUACUACAGGCCAAAAUAUUCAUAUUCCCAUAAUCUCUUGCAGAUAGGAAUGUCAUAUCACUCCAUUAUUGCUAAUGAUAUAAAAGUGUAAUUGGGAAUUGGGCUUAAGGGAAAUAUUUUUGAAAAGGAUAAUCUGCUGUGGCAUGUUCCUUGGGAUUUUUCCCGUUUUCCUUUUUUCUUAAUUGGCAUUGGUUUUGAGGAGUAAACUUUGAGUUGAAGCAACCAACCUGCAACCAUGAGAUGAAUACCAUAGAACAAAGGUUAUAUAUACCAAGUAUGGUAAGAUGGAAAGCCCCUGAAUUUCUUACAGCAUUGUCAAGUUACCACAACAUCUCUAUGCUACCUCCUCCAAGGCUUUAUGUUGCACUUUAUAAAUAAACUCUUCUGUGAUUAAACAAUUGUAGUCAGGUUUUCUGUUAAUUAUAGACAAAUGCACUCCAAGCUGACACAUCUCUUCUCUCCUUCUUGUGAGUAAGGUUGAUUCACACAGUUGUCUGAUUAGGUCCUAGGUUGUCUGUUGAAGAUAUAUGACAUGCUUGUCAAAAAAAAAAAAUACUUUUACCUUCCCUUAGGUGUUAUCAAGGGACAGUACUCUUGAGUUUCCAUGGCUGACUUUAUAUCUUUAUUUGGUCAUCUCUCAAUCUGACUAGUAAAAACAUACACAAAUAAUUGAACUUCCUAAGGAAUUUUCCUGGCUGGUAGCAACCCUAAAAAUUGAGUUUUGGAAAACAGAAUGAGAAAGGGACCUGAUAAAUGCCAGCUAUACUUUUAAACCUGCAUCAGUGGUGUCUUCACAAGAUGACUAGAAGUUUAUUUAUGAAAUAAACCAGAACAUUUGUUUCCCUCUCAGGCAUGGAAGUAGCACAGCCAAAAAUUUUAUUUAGUAAAAUAAAUUGACUACAUAUGAGUCCUGAAAAUCUUCAUAAGCAUAACAGCAAUCUAUAUGUCUUGGUAGAAUAUGCUUGAUGAAAGGAUCAGAAAUUCCUGAAAACCUUUUCAAUAUACAGAGAUGUGUGUUUUGAGGCUUCAAGGUGUCAGUAGCCACUACUCUUUUCCUGUCUUACAAGUACUUUAUUGGUAAAGUGUAUAAUUUAAAGGCAUCUCCAAAGGCUUCCUACUUACAUCUUUUUUGACUGAUCUGGAAUACCUUGAAAAGAGUGUUACUUCCAGUUUAUCAGCAUAAUCAUGAAAAAUCAAUAAAAAUAUAUCAUUAUACAUGAUGGAAUUACCUCAAAAAGUUUUAGAAUUCCUUAGCUUCACCCAGUGUUUGUAUAUUUGUGUAUGUUUGUAUAUGUGUGCAUUUGUGUGUGUGUAAUGUAUGUGUGUGGCAGGGGUGAGGGGGAGUGGCUUUAGCAGAUGGUAGAGAUGCUCUGCAUGCAGAGAUAAUAUACCAGAGUAACAGUGCUUUUCCAUAGCUUUUUGAUAGCUUUUCCACACUGUAAAGAUGUUUUUUUCCUUUAAUGCAUAAAUGUAUGUAAUAGAAUUACCAUUGAGGAGGGAAGUGUAAACCAGACUUGGUCAUUUUUUUCUCCAGUGAGCUCAAGAAACAGUAAAGUUGAUAUCAAGAUGUAUCAGGGCUGGAAUUAGGGUGAGGUCAAAUUGUUCAUGUGUAGGGUUGGAUCCUGUCUUUAUUUAAAAUAUUGAUAUUUUGUUUCAUCAUGAAUUAUUUCAUUAAGUUUGACUUUUUUGAAUAUUGAAUUAAGUAGUAUCUAUCUUUACUUCCUAAGUUUUUUGUUGACCCAUUAAUUUUGCUUCUGAGAUGCUUACCUUCCCCUAGCCCUGGUCCUGUUGGUAGUUUCUAUCUUGCAAGUUCAAAUAUCAUCACAGCAGUAGUGAUGGUGGUCACAGCUGAAAUCUGAGUGGUGAGAUCUGAAUCAAGUCUGUCUCCAUUCCGAGCUUGAGGUAGCAGCAGCAACAGUAGAAGAAUACAAAGAUCCUAGGAGAUCCGACAAACUGAAGUCCUGCAGACUGGGAACGGAAGAGCACCUGUAUGACUGUGAUUCAUCAGGCAAAUUGUUUAUGUUUUUCUUCCAGGUGGCAUGCAGUGGUGUGAAAAUGUUAUCUAUUGGCUGGUUUCAAUUUGCACUGUUGAGAAUUUCUGCAUCUGUGUUCAUGAGGGAUAUUUGUUUCUCUAUAUAUUUUUUCACAUUAUCCUCUUGUCAGUUUUAGUUUCAGAGUUAUUCCGAUCUCAUAAAAUGAGCUGAUAAUUCUUAUUCCACCUCUCUUGUAUGAAAGAGAUCUUUAUUGUUUCUUCUUUAUGUAUUUGACAGAAUUUACCACAGAAGCCAUGUGUGGCUAGCAUUCUCUUUGUGGGGAAAUUCUGAAUUGCAAAUUCAACUUCUUAAAUAAAUAUGCUGCAAUUCGAGUUUUCUAUUUCCGCUUGUGUCAGUUGGUAACUCGUGUUUUUUAAACAAUUCGUCCAUUUUAUCUAAAAUGGUAAUACAUGAAGUUAUUGAUAAUAUUCUGUUAUUAUAUUUUCAAUAUAUUUAGGAUCUGUAGUGGUGCCCCUCUUUCAUUUUUGGAUAUUGGUAAAUAUGUUUUCUCUCCUUUUGCCUUUAUCAGUAUUGCAGUUAGUAUAAUGAUUUUAUUAAUUGUUUUUUUAAACCAACCUUGUCUUUGUUAUUUUCCCAUUUCUGUUUCACUGAUUUCUACUCAUAUGUUUUUCUUUUCUUAUACCUACUUUGGGUUUAAUUUUCUGUUCUUUUUGUAGUUUCUCUGAAAGCUCAGAUCAUUGACUCUUUCCUAAUACAUAUUAAAAUGUAAAAAAAAUAAAAAUUAAAGCUAUAAAUUUCUUGCUAUGCAUUAAGCUGCAUUUCAUGAAUUUUGAUACAUUGUGAUUUUAUUACCAUUAAGUUUGAAUUUAUCAUUCCCCUGUUGAUUUCUUCUUUGAUCUAUUGCUUAACUAGAAGUAUGACUUAAUUUCCAAAUAUCUGGGGAUAUUAUUUUGGAUAUCCCAAAUAGGUCCGUUUUAGUCUGAGAACUUACUCUGUACAAUUUCACUCCUUUAAAAUUAAUUGAGCUUUGCUGUUUUGUUGUUGUUAUCUAACAUAUGGGUUAUCUUGAUAUGUUUUAUAUGUAUGCUUGAAAGAAAUGUGUACUCUAUAGUUGUGGUGUUUAGUAUUUUGUAAAUAUCAAACCAAAUUGCUUUCAUAAUGUUUAAAUAUUCUUUAUUCUUACCACAUUUUCCUACACGUUCUAUCAGUUACUGGAAGAAAAAUGUUAAUUCUUCAAUUGUUAAUUGUGAAUUUGUCUAUUCUUUCAGUUCUAGCAUUUUUUUAACCUUAUGUAUUGUGAAGCUUUGUUGUUAGAUGUGCACAUCAUUAGAAUUAUUUUAUCUUCAUGAUAAAUUGACACUAAUCAU